GUCCAACCCACCGCGCCCGGCCCCAUUGCAGCUGCACAGCCCGCUGCUGCCGAGCGAGCCGACACCGCGCGAGACGGCGAAGACCGGCGGCCGAAGGAAAGCACCCACCCACGCCACGCGCCCCGCCGAGCCCCCCACGCGAGCGCGCUGCCGGCGCACACACUAGCUCAGCGACUAGACUAGACUAUAGAGUGCGCGAGGAGGUGAUGGAAUCCAGCCGGUGGCCGCGGUCGGCGGCAAGGCAGCUGCCGCGCGAGGCCGAUUCCUUCCUUGCUGCUCGCUCGCCUUUUCCCCUUUCACCGCGCGCCACCUUACUACCUUACCCUCCUCCUACCCCCGCCAUGGUUACCAACCCGCGGCAGCAGCAGCAGCGGAUCGAGGUUGAGAAGGCAUGGAGGACGCGUCGCUCGAGCACACGCCCACCUGGGUCGUCGCCGCCGUCUGCCUCAGCAUCGUCUCCGUCUCGCUCGCCGCCGAGCGCCUCCUUCACUACCUCGGCAAGGCACUAAAACAUAAGCAGCAGAAAACACUGUAUUCAGCUCUACAGAGACUAAAAGAAGAGUUAAUGCUUCUUGGAUUUAUCUCCUUUCUCCUGAGUCUCUCUCAGGGUUUAAUUGUUCAUAUUUGCAUACCGGAAACCUACACACUUCUCAUGCUUCCAUGCAAGAAAGUGAAUCACAAGGUUCCAGAAGAAGGUGGCGUACAUUGCAAGAAAAAGGGUGAUGUUCCCUUGCUUUCGCUAGAGGCAUUGCACCAGCUGCACAUCUUCAUAUUUGUACUUGGCUUCGUCCAUGUUGUUUUCUGCGCUACAACAAUAUUGCUUGGUGGAGCAAAGAUAAGAAAAUGGAAGCAUUGGGAGACAGGAAUUCACCGAGAAAUACGUCCAAAAAUGGCUGCACUACAACAAAGAGAACUUGCAGGAAAUACUACACCAUUGCAUAUUGUGCUACAUCGUGAACAGGGUGAAUUUGUCAGCGAGCGAACAAAGGGAUUUUGGAGGCAGCUGGCUGUCAUAAGCUGGAUUAUUGCAUUCUUAAAGCAGUUUCAUGAUUCUGUGAGUAAAUCAGAUUAUGAAGCGCUUAGAUCAGCAUUUGUCUUGAUACACUACCCAAGUCGUCUGGACUUUGAUUUUCACAAGUACAUGAUACGUGCCCUUGAACACGAUUUUAAGAGGGUUGUUGGUAUCAGUUGGUACCUGUGGCUGUUUGUCAUCCUUUUCCUUUUGCUCAAUAUAAAUGGAUGGCACACAUACUUUUGGUUAGCUUUCUUGCCUCUGUUUCUUCUGCUUGUUGUUGGCGCAAAACUACAGCACAUUAUUACUCGGUUAGCUCAAGAGGCAGCAGCAUCGUUAGCAGAUGAGACAAACCAAAUCCCCAAUAUAAAGCCUUCCAAGGAUCAUUUCUGGUUUGGCAAACCUUCAAUUGUGCUUCAUUUGAUCCAUUUCAUCCUAUUCCAGAACGCCUUCGAGAUUGGUUUUUUCUUCUGGGUCUUGGUAACAUAUGGGUUUGACUCGUGUAUUAUGGAACAGAAGGCUUAUGCCAUUUCCAGACUUGUUAUCGGUUUGAUCAUCCAAGUGGUGUGCAGCUACAUCACCCUGCCAUUAUACGCCAUCGUCACUCAUAUGAGCGGAGACAUCAAGCUGCAAGCGCUCGGGUCGGGCCUUCACGAGUCCGUCACGAACUGGGCCUCGGGCGCCCGGAACAAAGGCCGUUCCGACAUGGGCCUCCGGAACUCGCUCACCUGGAAGAGGACCGGCCCCAACCCCAACCCCGUCCCCGGCGGCGGCAGCGGCACCGAGGUCCCAGUGGCCAGGGCGCCCAACGAGCGCUUCGGUAGCUCGCGCAACAUGCUGGCGCCGGCGUCCGGCCCUGACAUGGACGAGAUCGUGUCCGUGGUCGACAUCGACGGUGUCAGCAGCCGGAGGUGAACGAGAUAGAAGGCAGGCAGGCUACACGCCGCGCCGGCCACUGCCAGGGGCGAGCUGAGAAAUUCCUGGUGUCGGGGGAGGUGCGCUGUGCCUCUGGGCCAGGAAGACGAGUGGCCGCCGUGCACACUAGCUAGCUGACACAAUGUAACGUCAGGGCUUCGAUCUCUCUGUAAACGGUACCGGCGGACGGGACGCGUCUCCGGCCGGCCGGCUGUCGUGCUUGGCAGAGGCAGGAGUUAUACGACAUAUCAUGCAUGUGAGAUCGAUGCUAGCCACAACGAGGAUGCCCAAAUGAGCCGCAGCUA
Molecule: messenger RNA, 2232 nt
Organism: Brachypodium distachyon (stiff brome)
Lineage: Eukaryota; Viridiplantae; Streptophyta; Magnoliopsida; Poales; Poaceae
Product: MLO-like protein 13
Exons: 14
Coding region: 392-1927 (511 amino acids)
Biological process (GO): defense response
Cellular component (GO): membrane
Source: RefSeq, a predicted model, not a curated record